Molecule: messenger RNA, 690 nt
Organism: Micromonas commoda
Lineage: Eukaryota; Viridiplantae; Chlorophyta; Mamiellophyceae; Mamiellales; Mamiellaceae
Product: Cwf15/Cwc15 cell cycle control family protein
Exons: 2
Coding region: 1-690 (229 amino acids)
Biological process (GO): mRNA cis splicing, via spliceosome
Cellular component (GO): catalytic step 2 spliceosome
Molecular function (GO): RNA binding
Source: RefSeq, a predicted model, not a curated record
AUGACCACCGCGCACAGGCCCACGUGGGCCCCCGCCAAGGGGCAUGAAGAGCAGGGAGGCGCCCGCAUGUUCGGUCCCUCCCAGAAGCACUCCAAGCUCGACGACGCCGCGCACACCGUCCUCAAGACCAGGAACGAAGGUCAGGCCACGAUCAAGGAGCUCAUGGAGCGCGACUUUCGCGCCGAGUUGGAAGAACGCGAGAGGGCCCAUUUCAAGAAGAAGCUGGGCGGCGCGGGGGGAACUGACGCGGUGGGUCAGCUCACCGCGGGCGACGGCGACACCGAUGCGGGCCCGCGAUUUGUCCCAAAGGCGCUCGACGCCGAUGACAGCGACAGCGACGACGCGUCGGGCAGCGAAAGCGACAGCGAUGACGACGAGGACGACACCCAAGCGCUCCUCGCCGAGCUCGAGAGAAUCAAGAAGGAUCGAGCCGAGGAAACAGCGCGGCGCGACGCAGAGGCGCGUGAGGCGGAGGCCAUGGAACGAGCUGAGGAGCUCGCGACCGGUAACCCGCUGCUGAACUUAGGUUCAGAAGAAUCAGAGUAUGACUUCUCGGUGAAGAGGCGAUGGGACGACGAUGUCGUGUUCAGGAACCAGACGAGAGGGGAGCCCAAACACGCCAAACGCUUCGUCAACGACACGAUUCGCUCGGACUUUCAUCGUCGCUUCCUUAACAAAUACAUAAAGUGA